Arachis ipaensis is the source of this 1228-nucleotide messenger RNA. NCBI's taxonomy places the organism in Eukaryota, Viridiplantae, Streptophyta, Magnoliopsida, Fabales, Fabaceae. The record is from RefSeq and is a predicted model, not a curated record.
AGACAUCAAGCCACAAUUUUUUCUAGUUCCUAAGGAAUGCUUGAGCACAAUGUUGGUGGGUUUCGAUUUGACCAGAGAGAGGUAGUUCAUAGUUGCAAGCUUGAUCCUUGUGUUCAGAGAGUUUGAUCAGCAAGACGAGCUUUGAGGGCGUUGAGGGCAGUGGUGAGGCUGCAGGCUAUAUUUCGUGGAAGGCUAGUGAGGAAGCAAGCUGCUGUUACUCUAAGGUGCAUGCAGGCUCUUGUUCGAGUUCAAGCUCGCGUGCGCGCUAGGAAUGUGAGGAACUCUCCAGAAGGGAAAGCCGUGCAGACACUAUUAGAUCAGUACCGCAACCAAGCUGAUCCUAUUAAGGAGGCUGAGGACGGCUGGUGCGACAUUCCAGGAACAGCAGAGGAAGUUAAAGCAAAACUUCAAAUGAGGCAAGAAGGAGCAAUUAAGAGGGAGAGAGCAAUGGCAUACUCAAUGUAUACCAAGCAAUCAACAGUGUGUGCUAGUCCACGCUCGAGAGCUUCCAAGCCAGUCACACCUCUCAAGCAAGGCAGCCUAGACAAUAAGAGCUCGCGAUUGAGCAUGUUAGAGCGCUGGAUGGCGACAAAGCCAUGGGAGAGCAGGCUAAUGGAGGAGAACAAUUUCGGCUCGCUUGACAUGACUCCAGUGUCUGGAAAAUGUGAUGAUCUUGUUGCUCCCUUCAAUUCACUUCAACAAAGAGGCUUAUCCAAAGCAAGAAGCAGCGGUGCAAUAACAAGAAUUUCUUCCAAGUCUCUCACAACUACUCAAUCAACUCCAUCUUCUUCGGGUGUUAGCUCCGAAUGCAUGUAUGAUGAUAGCCCUGCCUCAACCUCAUGUACAUCUGGAUCACUGCCAUCGAUCAACAAUGUUGUGGAGGAAGCAGCAGAGGAUAGAAGUGUUAAUAAACCAACCUACAUGAAUCUGACAGAAUCAACCAAAGCUAAACUGAAAUCUUGUAGGUGUUCCUCUCAGAAUUCGAAGAGACUCUUAAUGGAUGACUGUCAUUCUCAUGGCUCAAGAUCAGAAUUUCUAAAUGGAGACAAUAGAAGCAGUUGUGGAUCCUAUCCUUCAGUCAAUUCGUGGAGGGAUCUAUACGCAACACCUUCAAGAGCAAGUUAUCAGAAACGAUUAAAUUCGGAUGAUAAGUAAAUUGACAUUCCAGUGGCUAGUGAUAAAAGGAUGUUUGGUUUAGCAUUCAGAAUGCUUUGAACCAUGAUUCAGG